CAAACAACAAUCUAAACAGAACCAACCAUCUAUAACCCAUAUAGAGCACUCAUUUACAGUUAGUUUGAAGCAAAAUUAAAGGAGAAGUGAUGGCAUCUCUAGCAAGCUUUGCUGCUGUUCAGCCUAUGACCAUUAAGGGUCUUGCCGGAAGCUCCCUUACCGGAACUAAGCUUCACAUCAAGCCUUCAUGCCAGACUUUUAAGCCCAUCAGCUACAAGUCUGGUGCUGUUGUGGCUAAAUAUGGUGACAAGAGUGUCUACUUUGAUUUGGAGGAUUUGGGCAACACUACUGGCCAAUGGGAUUUGUAUGGAUCUGAUGCACCUUCACCCUACCCUCCUAUUCAGAGCAAGUUCUUUGAAACUUUUGCCGCUCCCUUCACUAAGAGAGGUCUGCUGCUCAAAUUCUUGAUUUUGGGAGGUGGUUCCACGCUUGCCUACGUCAGCUCCACAGCCACCGGAGACGUUCUACCAAUCAAAAAGGGUCCACAACUACCACCAAAGCUUGGUCCACGUGGAAAAAUCUAAGCCUUUCGCAACCUUCAACCUUUUGAUUAUGAUCAAUGUAUCUUCCUUGUAAGUAUGUCUGAAUCCCGACUAAGACCUGAUUAAUUAUUGUAUUAGUAAUUGGGAGCUUUCUCGUUAUAUGUUACAAGUACUAAAUUAUGAUAAUCCGAUCCACUAUUAUUUUACCA
This is a messenger RNA of Daucus carota subsp. sativus, 691 nucleotides long. RefSeq names its product photosystem I reaction center subunit VI, chloroplastic. Bases 90 to 524 code for a protein of 144 amino acids. Gene Ontology annotation, cellular component: chloroplast thylakoid membrane; photosystem I reaction center; photosystem I. The transcript is spliced from 3 exons. Gene Ontology annotation, biological process: photosynthesis. Lineage: Eukaryota; Viridiplantae; Streptophyta; Magnoliopsida; Apiales; Apiaceae. The record is from RefSeq and is a predicted model, not a curated record.